Messenger RNA from Pygoscelis adeliae (Adelie penguin), 850 nucleotides. RefSeq names its product SH2B adaptor protein 3 (gene SH2B3). The transcript has 5 exons. Gene Ontology annotation, biological process: intracellular signal transduction. Bases 50 to 850 code for a protein of 266 amino acids. Gene Ontology annotation, molecular function: transmembrane receptor protein tyrosine kinase adaptor activity. Gene Ontology annotation, cellular component: plasma membrane. NCBI's taxonomy places the organism in Eukaryota, Metazoa, Chordata, Aves, Sphenisciformes, Spheniscidae. The record is from RefSeq and is a predicted model, not a curated record.
ACGUCAGGACAAAUCCCAGCGGCGCGGCCACCUCGUUGGAGCCACGGCAAUGAAUGGGCACGCUCUGCCGGCCGGCAUGCCAGCGCAUCCCCGGGGCUGGCAUGAGUUCUGUGAGCUGCACGCCAUCAGCACUGCCAAGGAGCUGGCGCAGCACUACCUGCGCUUUGCCACCGAGCACCCGCACCAUGACCUCCUGGCCGCCGAGAACUUCUCGGUGCAGUUCACCGACCUCUUCCAGCAGUACUUCUGCCAUGAGGUGAAGGAGGGCUUCGCCAUGAACCAGCUCCGUAUUCUGCCUGCCGGCCCGGUGCUGGAUUACCGGGAGACGCACCGGCGGCACACGGACGCCUCCCUGGGCACAGUGGCUGCCAAAGCUGAGGGGGAGCUGGGCACCCACCCCGAGCAGCCUGGCCGAGCCCCCGAGACCACCCCGAUGGGGCUGCGGCCGGGCCUGGGCAAGCGCAUCCUGCCGUGGGGGCUGUCGCGGGAGCAGCCCCCCGAGGUGCGCAAGGAGGGGCUUCUCAAGUACGGGCUGCUGGACGAGACCUCCUUGGACAGCGGGACGCGCUGGCAGCGCUGCCGCCUGGUGCUGCGGCGAGCAGGGACACCUGACGGCGAGGAGUACGUGCUGGAGCUCUUCGACCCAGCCAAGGGCUCCAAGCCGAAGCUGCACACUGCCUGCUCUGCUGUCCGUGCGGAGGUGAGGUGCACACGCCUCGAGAUGCCCGAUAACCUCCACACCUUCGUCCUCAAGGUCACCAACGCCACCGAUGUCCUGUUCGAGGUGGGGGACGAGCAGCAGCUCAGCUCCUGGACGGCUGAGAUCUGGGAGUGUGAGCACAGGGGGUAA